This is a messenger RNA of Camelina sativa (false flax), 599 nucleotides long. Its product is annotated as indole-3-acetic acid-induced protein ARG7. Lineage: Eukaryota; Viridiplantae; Streptophyta; Magnoliopsida; Brassicales; Brassicaceae. The record is from RefSeq and is a predicted model, not a curated record. Gene Ontology annotation, biological process: response to auxin.
AUAUAUACACAUGUCCUUCACCAUUGUACUCUUCAUCACAAAACCAUCUCUAUCUAUAUUAAUCAUCCUUUUUUUUUUUGGUAAUUCGAAACCUCUCCUUCUAUACUCAAAAUGAAGAACAAGUUCAUAAAGUCAUGCGGAAGCAAACUCAAAACCAUAAAGAGUAAAUCCAUAGUCAUACCUUGUUGUACAUCUUCAUGCGAGAGUUGCUGCGACACGGUUUUGUGGAGAUUCAAGAAAGAAAAUGAAGCAAUACCAAAAGAUGUUCCAAGAGGACAUUUGGUAGUGUAUGUUGGUGAUGAUUACAAGAGGUUUGUGAUAAAGAUGAGUUUGCUUACACAUCCAAUCUUUAAAGCAUUGCUUGAUCAAGCUCAAGAUGCUUAUAACUCAUCAAGACUAUGGAUUCCAUGUGAUGAGAACACUUUCCUCGACGUUGUUCGUUGCAGUGGCACUCCGCAGCAUCAGAGAAACUGCAUUGGCAUGUAAUGCAAGAAGGAGGGAGGAUUCAAAAGACAUAUUCAUUUGAUUUUGAUUCAUCAUCUCCAGAGAGAAUUAAUGUUAGAUAAUGUUGUACACUAAUUAAGUAAGAGUUUUCGUAA